Messenger RNA from Pseudozyma flocculosa PF-1, 753 nucleotides. RefSeq lists its product as uncharacterized. Lineage: Eukaryota; Fungi; Basidiomycota; Ustilaginomycetes; Ustilaginales; Ustilaginaceae. The record is from RefSeq and is a predicted model, not a curated record. The transcript is spliced from 5 exons. Gene Ontology annotation, cellular component: proteasome core complex; proteasome core complex, alpha-subunit complex; nucleus. Gene Ontology annotation, biological process: proteasome-mediated ubiquitin-dependent protein catabolic process. The coding region runs from base 1 to 753 and encodes 250 amino acids.
AUGUUCCUCACCCGCUCCGAGUACGACCGCGGAGUCAACACCUUUUCGCCCGAGGGCCGACUCUUCCAGGUCGAGUACGCCCUCGAGGCCAUCAAGCUCGGCUCGACGACAGUCGGCAUCGCCACGAGCGAGGGAGUCGUCCUCGGCGUGGAGAAGCGCGUCCAGUCCAAGCUGCUCGAGUCGAGCUCCAUUGAGAAAAUCAUGGAGGUCGACCGACACCUCGGCACCGCAAUGUCGGGCCUCACCGCCGACGCACGCACCAUGAUCGAGCACGCCCGCGUCACUUCCCAGAACCACGCCUUUACCUACGACGAGGAAAUCAAGGUCGAGUCCGUCACACAGUCCGUCUGCGACCUCGCACUGCGGUUCGGCGAGGGCACCGAGGACGACGAGGCCAUGAUGAGUCGGCCGUUUGGCGUCGCGCUCCUGAUUGCUGGCAUCGACGAAAAGGGCCCUCAACUAUACUAUGCCGACCCCUCGGGGACAUCAACGCGCUACGACGCCAAGGCCAUCGGAAGCGGCUCAGAGGGUGCCCAGGGAGAGCUGCAAGACAAGUACAAAAAGGACAUGUCGUUGCGGGAAGCGUGCCUGCUGACGCUGCGCGUUCUCAAGCAGGUCAUGGAGGAGAAGCUCGACGAGAACAACGUCCAGCUCGCCACCGUCGUCCCGCGCACCGCAAAGGACGGAAGGCAGUCGGGCCAGUUUGCCAUCAUGAAGGAGGACGAGCUCAAGGCCCUCAUCGAGGCCAUGUAA